AAAUGCUUAAUUUUCAAAAUAUAAUGAAUCUUGAGGAAUACAUUAAUUAUUUAGAAGAAAAAAAUAUAUCUGGAAUACUUAGCGAUCAAGAAAUUUUAAACCAAACCACACGUCCAGAACCUGAAUUGGUUGAAAGUGAUGGAGAAGAUGAUAGUAUAGAAUUGCCUCAAGUUACUCACAAAGAAGCAUUAGAUGCCAUACAUUUGGUUGAGUUAUAUCUUAUGCAGCAGGAUCUUAGUGAUGAAGUUCGG
Molecule: messenger RNA, 251 nt
Organism: Cetraspora pellucida
Lineage: Eukaryota; Fungi; Glomeromycota; Glomeromycetes; Diversisporales; Gigasporaceae
Source: the annotation of a GenBank genome assembly